This is a messenger RNA of Dacryopinax primogenitus, 2708 nucleotides long. RefSeq lists its product as uncharacterized. Lineage: Eukaryota; Fungi; Basidiomycota; Dacrymycetes; Dacrymycetales; Dacrymycetaceae. Gene Ontology annotation, molecular function: zinc ion binding; metalloendopeptidase activity. The transcript is spliced from 5 exons. The record is from RefSeq and is a predicted model, not a curated record. Bases 124 to 2517 code for a protein of 797 amino acids.
GCCUACCGUCGCGCCUACCGACGAAAGGGCGUACGUACCUUCUAUCUUCCCCUGUCUACCCCUCCUGCCUUAUAAUCUCCAUCUUAGCCCAAACGAGGGGCCUUAUUCUCCUUCCCUCCCACCAUGAUCCCCCUCAUAGCAACAACACUGUUGCUGGCAACGUCAGCACUCUCUCUGGGCAACCAUGGUGGUGCCAGGAAGUCCUUGAGCUUUGGCCCGAAGCAUCCGACCGCAAAGCUCAAUGUACCCUCUGAGCAAGUUCACGCAGCCUCAUUCGGGCUUGAGAAGCGCGCGCACUGCGGGCACGACUACGACCCUAAGGAGCUCGCUGCCAGCUUCGUCCAGAGCCUGCAUGGAGGCGGAGAGUUCCGCAUCAGGGAAGACAGUUACACCGAUGCUCGCACGGGUGUUAGCCAUAUCUAUGUUCGCCAGAUCGUGAAUGGCGCCGAGGUCAUGGACGGCGAUAUCAACGUCAACAUACGUGACGGCCAGGUCAUCUCCUAUGGUGAUUCGUUCUAUCGCGGUGAUACCCCGACAUAUGCGAUGGACCCGUCAUCGUUAUUCGAGCCUACGCAUGACCAGGCACACCAUUGCGAGGCAUUAUCGUCACACCUGACGUCGUUCCUUGCUACACCUUCAGGCCAGGUCCCGUUCAACCCGGACCACCCGACGGAGGAGGAUGCGGAGCUACUUGCGAUGCUUCACUCACACAACUGCCCCUCGUCACCUCUCGAUGAUGGGGAGCCUGAGUUGCUCGUGGAUCCUAGUGUCUCAGCACUGAACUUCAUGAUGCUGGCUGCUCCUGACGCUGAGGUGUCCGCUGCCUUGAAGGCGAACUACGGUGCCCAUCUGGAGCUUCUCACUGUCAUCCCGACCGAGAGCUUGAUCUCGACCUCGCCCGCUGUCGAGAUUCAUAAUGUUCCUCACACAACCGGUUCUGUCAAGGCUCAGCUGGCGUAUGUCCAGACACCCCACCCCGAGGAGGAGAACAUGACCGUUCUCAACCUUGUGUGGCACCUCACCGUGCCCAUGGAGGACAACGCGUACGAGGCGUUUAUGUCUGCGACUCGUGCGAACCGCCUGAUCAGUGUCGUCGACUGGGUAUCCGACGCGUACGUGCCGAUCCCUAAGCCUGGCAAGGAGAAGAACCCGGUGUACAAUGUGUGGGCCUGGGGGGUCAACGACCCGUCAGAGGGCAACCGCUCUCUGGUCUCGGGCUACGAUAAGACCGCCUCGCCCGCUGGCUGGCACGCAAUGCCCAGCUCGGCCUCUCCAUACAGCGCCGACAAGAAGCCCAAGGUGCCCGAGGACGACGAGGAUCCCAUUAUGAACUUCACUACGACUUGGGGUAACAAUGUCUUCGCCCAUGAGAACCUCGACGGCCGCAACGAGUGGGAGUUCAACCAGCGCCCAGAUGCUGGUUCCGAAAUGAUCUUCGACUAUAACUACCUACCUGCUAAGAACUUCACCGGCACCAACCCCCGAGAGUACCUGAACUUGUCCAUCACUCAGCUGUUUUACACUGCGAACAUGAUUCACGACAUCUACUAUCGCUAUGGUUUCGAUGAGAAAUCCGGUAACUUCCAACAGUUCAAUUUUGGCAAGGGUGGCAAGGGCAAUGACGCGGUUAUCUGCAACGCCCAGGAUGGUUCAGGCUACAAUAAUGCAAACUUUAUGACGCCGCCGGACGGUCAGAAUGGAAAGAUGCGCAUGUAUGUUUGGAACACUGCCAAGCCCUGGAGGGAUGGCGAUCUCGAGGCCGGGAUCGUGAUUCACGAGUACUCGCAUGGGCUGUCAACUCGUCUCACCGGUGGUCCAGCCAAUUCUGGUUGUCUCGGUUGGGGCGAAGCAGGUGGAAUGGGAGAAGGCUGGGGUGACUUCUACGCUACUACAAUCCGAUCUACCAGUACAUAUCAGGACUAUGCCAUGGGUUCGUGGGCUGCCAACCGACCGCAAGGCAUUAGGAACUUCAUCUAUUCUUUGAACAUGACUGUGAACCCAUCGACAUACAAGACGCUGGACGAGCCUGGUUAUUGGGGUGUACACGCAAUUGGCGAGGUCUGGGCCCAAAUUCUCUGGAUUGUUGAGAAUCGGUUGAUUAAGGUUCACGGGUUUAACGAUAAUCUUUUCCCCCCCGAGGCGCUUCCAAAUGGUACUAUCCCGGAAGGUGACUUUUACCGGCCAGCGACCUACACCAAGAAAGGAAAGCGGCUGCCGCUUAUUCCCAAACACGGAAACACGCUCGCCUUCCAGCUCGUUAUGGACGGAAUGAAGCUGCAGCCGUGUCGGCCAUCAUUUUUUGAUGCUCGAGAUGCCAUCAUCCAGGCUGAUGAGAUCUUGACCGGGGGCGAGAACAAGUGUGAGCUUUGGAAGGGAUUUUCCGAACGUGGACUAGGGCCGGAUGCAAUGUUGAAGGGCGGCACCCCUUGGGGCGGCGGAGUUCGCACUGACGACUACACGUUGCCGGAGGGUAUCUGCGAUGUUGAUGAUACGCCCGAGAAUGGGCCCGAGGAAUAGUCGCACGGAACCGGUAACGGGCACCGAGUGUUCUAGGCUCAGGGUGAGAGGGAUGGCGACAUAGGGAUGGCGAUAUGGGGAGUGGGGAUCGGUCGCGUCGGAUAGAUCGGUUGUAGGCAGUUGUUGUAUUUCUGAUUUUCACAUCUUGAUUCCACGCCACGAUAGCUCCGUCCACACAAUGUAUAUGGUCA